UAAUAUAUUCUAUAUGCCAGACACGUUAAUACUCUUUAUUCUAUUUUUAUUCAUCAUAUCUCUCUCCUCUCUCGUUAAAUUCGAUUCUCUUUUCUCUCUCUUCUCACGGAUACCUUUCUUCUCUACCUUCCUUCUUCUAUAUUCUCACAAACAUGAAACAACUACUCUGCUCUCCCUCCGAUGGUGUUGUUUAUGGUGACCGUGGAUGGUAGUGGUGGUGACGGUGGCGGUGGAUCGUGGUGGCUAACCUCCAUCUUUCCCGUUUUGAGAUCUCCAUCUUUUCGUUGUUCAUCCAAAUACUUGCCUCAAACUCAUUUUCGCACCGAUUAAACUCCUAUCUCUUCAUUUUUGGAUGAUUUUUGGUGGUGCUUGGUGGUGGUGGUGGUGGUGGUGAGCUAUCGGUGUUAGCGGUGGGUUGUGGGUCUAUUCAGAUUUGAUUGCUGGGCUGUGGGCGGUGACUGUAGAUUGGCUUUGAUGGGUUGAUUUGUGUUUGACCUAUUGGAUUUAACUGAUUUUAGUUUUGAGAGGAAGAAAAACUAACCCUCUCCCUAACCCUUUCAAUCUCUCUAAUCUAAACUCUUAGCCAUCUCUUUUGUUUUAUAUCAAUGGAGUCUCUUUUUCCUUUUCAAUCGAAACCCAAUACUAGGGCGGGUCAGUCUGUCGUUUUGGUUUGUAAAUCGAAACCAAAUCCUAUAGAGGCGGAGGCUGAGUGGGAGUUGGAGGAGGAGCUGCUGAAAAGUUGGGGGAAGGUAGAUGUUGUUGAUGGUGAGUUUGACGUCGCUUUCUGUACAACAAGCGAGUUGGAUGAAGCAAUGGUUUUUACGAUCAAGAUCCCAGACCCCGAAGCCUGUCCACCUCUUCCAUACUUUAUUGAUCAACGUCCACGUCCACCUCCUCCUCCUCCUUCAAUACUGAACCAUAUUAAGGGAGUGAAGAAAAAGAAAAUCACCACCAACAACAACAGCAGCUUCAGCUUCACCCCAAAGAAGAUCAGUCCGGUUUCCAAAGUCGCCGAAGAAGGGCCGCCGGGGCCUUACCCCUCUCGCUACUACGCUAUGUUAGACGACCAUCUGUAUUCUGUUGGUGGCCCUGACCCUCAUUUCUCAGCUUCAACUAUUACAGAUGUCUACAAAAAUUACACACUUUCAAGUGACAACCCUCUCAACAUAGUCAGCUCUAUCCCCACUACCGACGUCUGGAUGCUCAACCUUAAAUGUCCUGGCAAGGGUUGGGAACGUGCUCCAUCCAUGAAAUAUCGUAGACAAAACCCUCAGACCAUUGUUGUUGAUGGUAAGCUCUAUGUUUUUGGCGGCGGUUUGGGUUGGUUGCAACCCAAAGAUACUUUCUCUGGCUGGAUGGAGGUUUAUGACCCCAAACUGCGUACCUGGGAAACCUUGCCGAAUCCCCCAACUUAUAGCAAGAUCGGUAUGGAUGUCAUUUUCGCACACUUGAAUUUUAAAGGCGAGAAGCAGAUCAUAAUAAAUGGGCCGCCGGUACUUGAACGAGAUUCUAAUGAGAAAGGUCAUUACAUUGCUUAUGAUGUGGAAUCUCGUUCUUGGAAUCAUAGGUUUAAUGAGGCUCACCUUUCAUGGGCAGAAGAAGUUCAAUGUAAAAGAGCGCAAGUUGUUUCUACUACUCUUUAUUGGACUACCCUUCUAACUGAGUACACUGAUAUGAUAUUUAUCUACGGAUAUAAUGCGUAUUCGAGAGGGUGGACUCGGAGAAAGGUCAAUAUUAGAUCGAUUUUAAUUGAGGGUGAAGAUUUCCUUCCAACCGGUCCUGGUUUUCUCCACUUAGCUGAUUUUAAAUUCUGCAUUCUGUUGUUUUCCUACCGCAGACCUCAUUAUUAUCUUAAUUGUCUCAUAUUUGACCUCUAUGGUGAAGCGAGUAACACAUCCAUUCUUUCCGUUCAGAAAUACUUGUUGGAUUCCUGUUUACAAUUUCUGGACUGCAUGAUUGUUGGCAAAUCACACAGCAAUGGUCCGUCCCGUUCUACAUUUCGAAUUGGGGAGUUCUGGUUUCCUAAGGAUUGAGUAUACAGGUAUUCUUUA
Quercus lobata is the source of this 2051-nucleotide messenger RNA. RefSeq lists its product as uncharacterized. Gene Ontology annotation, molecular function: protein binding. Bases 606 to 2033 code for a protein of 475 amino acids. The transcript is spliced from 2 exons. NCBI's taxonomy places the organism in Eukaryota, Viridiplantae, Streptophyta, Magnoliopsida, Fagales, Fagaceae. The record is from RefSeq and is a predicted model, not a curated record.